This is a messenger RNA of Leptonychotes weddellii (Weddell seal), 3015 nucleotides long. NCBI's taxonomy places the organism in Eukaryota, Metazoa, Chordata, Mammalia, Carnivora, Phocidae. The record is from RefSeq and is a predicted model, not a curated record.
UUUUAUAAGAAAAGUACAGAAAAGCUGGUCUCCCUUGCCAGUGGAGAACUUCAUCAUAUUGUCGGGAUCUUCACUGUCGGACCAUUGAGAAUAAAGAAGAGGCCAUCUUCUUCCUUCAUAAAGAAUAUCCAUUAGGUAUAUGGACCUCCCCAGGAUUGAAAUUUGUCCAGUACUCACUGGCGUAGCCAUACCUGCUACUGAAUGCAGAGAGACUUCUGGUCGAGUGGUUCAGACCUGCUGCUCAGAGCCCCUAGUAAUCCCCCAUGGACCUGGCUCCCCUUCCUCUCUGCCCCAUGAUCCAGCAACUGAAGGGUUAACCCCUGACGCAGCUGGAGGCCUCUGGGACCCAUUUGGAGCUGGUGGUUAAAUAUUUGGAACAGUACCCCUGGACCGCCCCAGUGCCAUUGCUUAUUCCUAAAAUGCUGGAUUCAAGCAAUACCUUUGCGUUGUCAAGACAUUGCACCAGUCUCUAAGGAACAACUUCAGCUCUCCCACUGGAAGCGUCUUUCAGAGCAGAGUGGGCAUCCGGCCACACGGGCCUUUGGGAUUUGGAACAACCCAAGAUGUGCUUCUCUGCCUCGGGCCUCUUGUGUCACAUGUGGCACAGCUGUGAGUCGAGGUCCUGACCCCCUUCCCCCAGAAUUGGAAGAGCCCUUCCUGUCUGAAGAUGAACUCCACCGAGCCCCUUGAGGAUGCUCCCAACGGCACGUUGCUGCGCGCGCCUCGCUCCCAGGGAGGAAACGGCACCGCCGUCCCGGGGGACCUCCAGCACCUCAUGCACACGGCCACUCUGGUCACCUGUACUUUCCUGCUGGCGGUCAUCUUCUGCCUGGGCUCUUACGGCAACUUCAUUGUCUUCUUGUCCUUCUUUGAUCCAGCCUUCCGCAAGUUCAGAACCAACUUUGAUUUCAUGAUCCUCAACCUGUCCUUCUGUGACCUCUUCAUCUGUGGAGUGACCGCCCCCAUGUUCACCUUCGUGCUCUUCUUCAGCCCCGCCAGAAGCAUCCCAGAUGCCUUCUGCUUCACCUUCCACGUCACCGGUUCGGGCUUCAUCAUCAUGUCCCUCAAGACCGUGGCGGUGAUCGCCCUGCACCGGCUCCGCAUGGUGCUGGGGAAGCAGCCCAAUCGCACCGCCUCCUUUCCCUGCACCGUGCUUCUCACUCUGCUCCUCUGGGCCACCAGUUUCACUCUGGCCACGCUGGGCACGCUGAAAACCAGCAAGUCCCACCUCUGCCUUCCCAUGUCCAGUCUGACGGCCGCAGAAGGGAAAGCCAUCGUGUCUCUGUACGUGGUGGACUUCACCUUCUGCGUGGCCGUGGUGUCGGUCUCCUACAUCAUGAUUGCGCAGACGCUGCGGAAGAACGCUCAAGUCAGGAAGGGCCCCCCCGUGGUCACCGUGGAUGCUUCCAGACCGCAGCCUUUCAUGGGGGCCCCCGGGAAGGGAGGGGGAGAUCCCGUGCAGCGUACCGUGCCGGCUCUCUACAGGAACCAGAAUUACAACAAGCUGCAGCACAUUCAGACCCACGGAUACGCCAAGAGUCUUAACCAGGUGCCCCCCCCGGCGGCCAGCCGGCUCCAGCUCGUGUCGGCUGUCAAUCUGUCCACGGCUAAGGACUCCAAGGCGGUGGUCACCUGCGUGAUUAUUGUGCUGUCCGUCCUGGUGUGCUGUCUCCCCCUGGGGAUUUCCUUGGUGCAGGUGGUCCUGUCCAGCAAUGGGAGCUUCAUCCUCUACCAGUUUGAACUGUUUGGAUUUACCCUUAUAUUUUUCAAGUCAGGGUUAAACCCUUUUAUAUAUUCUCGGAACAGCGCGGGGCUGAGAAGGAGAGUACUCUGGUGCCUCCAGUACAUCGGCCUGGGUUUUUUCUGCUGCAAACAGAAGACUCGACUUCGAGCCAUGGGAAAAGGGAACCUGGAGGUCAACAGAAACAAGUCGUCCCAUCAUGAAACAAAUUCCGCCUACAUGUUGUCUCCAAAGCCCCAGAAGAAAUUUGUGGACCGGGCUUGUGGCCCAAGUCACUCGAGGGAAAGUGUGGUCAGUCCCAAGAUCUCUGCUGGGCACCAGCCCUAUGGUCAGAGCAGCUCAACCCCCAUCAACACCCGCAUCGAACCGUACUAUAGCAUUUAUUACAGCAGCCCCUCCCAGGAAGAGAGCAUGCCGCCGAACUUACCGCCAGUAAACUCUUUGGGAUUUGCCAAUUCCUAUAUUGCCAUGCAUUAUCACACCACUAAUGAUUUAAUGCACGAAUACGACAGCACAGCGGCCAAGCAGAUCCCAGUGCCCUCCGUGUAGUGUCCUGGAGGCUGGAGGCUCUUGGGCAAACUGUUGGUGUUUCGGAUACUAACUGAUUUCUUUUUCACUUUUGUGAGACCAGCGGUAGAUGAAAACGUCAAGAUUCAGCAGAACAGUUGGCAGUUAUGAUCGUCUUCUGUCUCAAGUAUUGGCAUCUACUGAUUUGUGGUUUCCUGACAUUUUAAGAUUUGAUGUAAAAAUUUAUAAUUUAGCUUUUUACCCUGACCUGUGCUCCGAUCUUUGGUACUAAACUUUUAAAUAGAUGCCAGGAAUGAUCAUGCUAGUGUAUUCAAGGAGAAUGAACUGAUUGUGACCAUCUGAGUCCGUGUUCGGGGUCUCUGAAGUACACCUGAGCUGGAUUUUUUAAACAAUGUGAAGGGAUGAUCUUCACUGAGGUGAAUUUUUUUAUUAAUUGAACUAUAAAUUUUGAUUCUUUGAAGUGUUCAAAUGGGGAACAAUACACUUUUUUUGGUAGCAGGCUUAUCUGAAUAAAUAAUAUAUUGUCAAGGCAGAAAAUCAGAAAUACAUUCUUGGUAAUUACUUACACAGGACACACACAGGCUUUAGGUACUUUGCUUUCCUAAGACAGUCCACCAAGUAUUAUGAUUACUACCAUUUCUUAUGAUAGACACUAUUACUUUGUGGGAAUUGACUAGCUGUAUAGUUUUUGUUUUUUUUUUAAAGAAGUAUGUUUUUGCGGGGCGCCUGGGUGGCUCAGUUGGUUA